CCAGGAAAUGAAAGUGAAAGAAAUCGCUGGAGAACAGUAAGGUCGCUUUCUAUCUAACUUACGAGAUCAUUUAAUCAGACCUUUAGGCUUCCUGAUACACGCCGAAGUUUUGCAGUUACACACAGAAAUGUCUGCCACCAGCUGCAUGCUAUCUGAGGAGCAGUUUCUGUGCUCCAUCUGUCUGGAUGUGUUCACUGAUCCAGUCUCCAUACCAUGUGGACACAACUUCUGCAAGAGCUGCAUCACUCAUCACUGGGAUGUUAAUGAUCAGUGUGAGUGUCCCAUGUGUAAAGAUGUGUUUGAAAAACGUCCUCAGCUUCGAGUCAACACGUUCAUAUCAGAGAUGGCUGCUCAGUUCAGACAGUCGACUGCAAAGAGAAACAGCAGAAUGUCUCUGAAGGAAAACACCAACUCUGGAGAAGUUCUGUGUGACGUCUGCACUGAAACCAAAAUGAAGGCUCUGAAGUCCUGCCUGGUGUGUCUGACCUCCUACUGUGAGACUCACCUGGAGAAUCAUCAGAACAUGACAGGUCCGAUGAAACACGAGCUGGUCGAUCCUAUGGAGAACCUGCAGGACAGAAUGUGUGAAAGUCACGGCAGACCUCUGGAGAUGUUCUGCAAGACGGAUCAGAUGUGUGUGUGUCGAAGAUGCACUGAAUCAAAUCACAAGCUUCACUGUAUUGUUCCCUUGAUGGAGCAAUAUGAAAAGAAGAAGACUGAGCUGACAAAGACGGAGGCUGAAAUUCAGAAAAUGAUGGAGGAGAGGCGUCUAAAGAUUCAGGAGAUGAAGGAUUCAGUGGAGCUCAGCAGGGCAGAUACUGACCGGGAGAAAUCAGACAGCGUGCAGGUCUUCACAGCUCUGAUCCGGUCUGUCGAGGAAGGCCUGGCUCAACUUCUUGACUUACUUGAGGAGAAGCAGAAAACAACAGAGGAGAAGGCUGAAGGCUUCAUCAAAGAGCUGGAAGAUGAAAUCUCUGAGCUGAUGGAGAGAAACACUGAAAUGGAGCAGCUCUUAAGCACUGAAGACCACCUCCAGUUCCUCCAAAACCUCCCAUCCCUGAACCCUGAUCACCCACCCACUAAAGACUGGACGGAGGUCAGAGUUCACUCAUCGUAUGAGGGGAUGGUGAGGAGCGCUGUGGCUCAGCUGGAGGAGAAACUCAGUGAAGAGGUGGAGAAGCAGCUUGAGUCUGAGCUGAUGAGGAUCCAGCAGUAUGCAGUGGACAUCACUCUGGAUCCUGAUACUGCAAAUCCAUUUCUCAUUCUGUCUGAUGACGGGAAACAAGUAUAUUUUGGUAAAACACAGAAUCUCCCAGACAACCCAGAGAGGUUUUCUGAGACGGUUUGUGUUAUGGGUAAGGAGAGUAUUUCUGCAGGAAAGUUUUAUUUUGAGGUUCAGGUUAAAAAUAAAAGUGAAUGGGAUUUAGGAGUGGCCCGAGGAUCAAUUAACAGGAAGGAAUCAAUCAUACCAAGACUAGAGACAGGCCCUUGGGUUCUGAUGUUGAGGAAUGGAGGUGAGUACAAAGCUGUCAGCGUUCUCCUCUCUCUGAAGUCGAAGCCUCAGACGGUGGGCGUGUUUGUGGAUUAUGAGGAGGGUGUGGUCUCUUUCUAUGAUGUAGAUGCAGCAGCUCUCAUCUACUCCUUCACCGGCUGUAACUUCACUGAGAAACUCUUCCCUAUCUGUGGUCCCUGUAAUAAUGUCUCAGGGAACUCUGCCCCUCUGAUCAUCACUACUGUGAGCCAAACACAGUAAAUAAAUCAUUAAAUGAUCUCAGUGUGAGAUAAGCUUUGUGUUGGUGGGGAGGCGUGGAGUCCUUGUACCAGUGAUGACAAUAACUAAAUAGUACCGUUUAGUUUUUUUUUUUUUAACCAGGCUGUAAACAUGUUAAUCUC
This is a messenger RNA of Labrus bergylta (ballan wrasse), 1893 nucleotides long. NCBI's taxonomy places the organism in Eukaryota, Metazoa, Chordata, Actinopteri, Labriformes, Labridae. The record is from RefSeq and is a predicted model, not a curated record.